UACUAGUAUAUAUUUGUAGACUUGGGGUUUUUGUGUUUUCUCUUGAAUAAUAAAUCCGUAAUUCUUCUUUGCUAAAAUGUCUACAAAACUUAAACAGGCGAAAGAUGAACCCGUAGCCUACAGUGAAGCAGCGCUAAGAAACAAUAUGGUUUUUGUGGAAUAUUGUAGAACUUCCAUGUCUGCACUAUCAGGUUCUACUGCUGGUAUCUUAGGAUUGACUGGUCUCUAUGGAUUUGCAUUUUAUGUGUUAUCUGUGGUUGUACUCUGGAUGAUGUUUAUGAUCAAAGCUGGACCCCACUGGAAAAAAUACUAUGUAUCCCGACAAAGUCUCCUUACCAAUGGAUUCUUUGGGGCUCUUUUCACUUACAUUCUAUUCUGGACAUUUAUAUAUGGAAUGGUGCAUGUAUAUUAAGCAUUUAAUAGAAUAUUAAGCUAGAUAUAAUAUAUUUUUUAUUAUAAUAGUAAAUUAUUGUUACAAGUGUAAUUCCAU
This is a messenger RNA of Aricia agestis (brown argus), 490 nucleotides long. It is a transcript of the gene EMC6, whose product is annotated as ER membrane protein complex subunit 6. The transcript is spliced from 2 exons. Gene Ontology annotation, biological process: autophagosome assembly; protein folding in endoplasmic reticulum. The record is from RefSeq and is a predicted model, not a curated record. Gene Ontology annotation, cellular component: endoplasmic reticulum; membrane; EMC complex. Bases 77 to 412 code for a protein of 111 amino acids. NCBI's taxonomy places the organism in Eukaryota, Metazoa, Arthropoda, Insecta, Lepidoptera, Lycaenidae.